UCAAUUCUGCAAGUGGUUCUGAUUUACUAUCGCUGUUCUAAAACCACUUUUGACCUAAAGGGACGCUUUUUGGACGCCAUGGACUUUUCCCAGUUUCCAGGCAGAUGGAACAGUCAAAAUGCAGUCAGGGCACAGGACAAAGCAGUAGGGACAAAAUGCAUGUGAAAUGGUUUGAUACAAAAAUGACAGUUUCUAAAAAUGUUUAAAUUUGCCGCCGGUUCCGGCCCUCGUACGUCCCAUACGUUCCGACGCUCGCAGGGACCAGAACACGAAAGCCGGAUGCUGGCAUCAGCCGGAGGAGAUGGCCGUGGACGCUGCAGGGGAAACAUCGCUGGAGCGAAGGACAAGGUAAGUGCAGCAGGGAAUCCCAGAGCAACGCCACAUGGUAAGCCCGAGUGUAGCUCGGGGUUACCGCUUUUGGUACUGAAA
This is a messenger RNA of Staurois parvus, 429 nucleotides long. The record is from the annotation of a GenBank genome assembly. NCBI's taxonomy places the organism in Eukaryota, Metazoa, Chordata, Amphibia, Anura, Ranidae.